This is a messenger RNA of Didymodactylos carnosus, 360 nucleotides long. NCBI's taxonomy places the organism in Eukaryota, Metazoa, Rotifera, Eurotatoria, Philodinida, Philodinidae. The record is from the annotation of a GenBank genome assembly.
AUGUAUGAAUCACUAAUGCCUUACAAAUAUCUUGAGUAUGAAAAUAUUAAUAGGAAAAAUAAUGGGAUUGUGGCGAAAUUAGAGAAGUACGUCGGCCUUGAAAACAAUGUUUUAUAUUCAGCAAGUUUCACUACCACAUUAUCAUCUGAUGGAAAAGGAAAUUGUUUGGUUGAUGCCUGUCUUCUCACAAUGAUUGAUAUUCAAGUUAGUUCAUUACCUCUUCGUAAACAUUUAUCUGAUUACAUUAGAUUAAAUGAAAUAACAUUACGUGAUCGGUGGAGAUAUGCAAGAAUAUCGUAUGACCAAAAACCAGGAUUAGGCAUUGAUUUAGAUGCUAAUCUACUUGAUCAAGUAAACUAG